AUGGGGAAUAGCAAAAUUGGCUAUAAGGGGCAGCAACUACUCGCUGUUUUGUGGGUUGAGACCAUCGUUGCUUGUGCGAUUAUCAGCUUGCGAUGGUAUACUCGAACGUUUGUGGGAGGAAGAGUAGGACCGGAUGACUUUAUUCUGAUGGCUGCUUGGGUCCUGAUGUGUGCUUUUGCGUGUCUGAUCAGUGCCUCGGUCCAUUACGGCAUGGGCACCCACGUUGACCAGUUGGAUAUUGAACAGAUUACGCAUGGAAUUCUAAUGUUGCUCAUCGGGCAAUCCUGCAUUGCCCUGGCCAUGGGGCUUAGCAAGUGUGCAGUUGCUAUAUUCUUGAUGCGGAUAGUAAACAAGACUUGGCACAAGGCAGUCCUUUGGUUCUGGAUAGUUAGCAUCAUGUUCCUCAGUAUCUUUCUUGCUAUUGCAGUUUUUGCACAAUGCACACCCACUGAGUCUAUUUGGGACCCACGAGUCAAGGCUGCUGAGGGACAAGUCUGUCAUAUGAACUUGGCUCUUGUUGCAGAAAUCAUGUGCUCAUGGUCUGCUGCGAUGGACUUUUUCCUCGCUUUCUAUCCGUGGUACGUCUUGUGGAAGGUCAAUAUCAAGAAGAAGGAAAGAAUCACUAUUUGCGUCUCUCUAAGCCUUGGGAUCUUUGCUGGAAUCUGUGGUGUCGUUCGUACUACUGGCUUGGACGCUCUGAACAAGACUUCCGAUUAUCUUUUUGCUGUUAGCGACUCGGUGAUGUGGACCAUGUCCGAGUUGACCCUUACGAUCAUCUGCGUUUCAAUUCCCGCCCUCCGACCACUCUACAACCGCGUUACGGGAGGAAGCUCUAGCGGAGGCGGAGGGGCAGGCCCCUACUACCAACAAAGCGACGCCAAAGGCACGGGUACCGGUACCGGUACUUACAAGAUGAAUACCAUUAGGCAGGACUUACCAAAACAAUACGACAUAGAGAUUGGUACUGGCCACAACAAGAAUGUGGACAAUAAUAGCGACGACUUCAUCCUUCAUAGUUCGGACAAGGCCGAGGGUGUUAUUCAACGCCAUACUGAGAUCACAACUACCUAUGAUGAUGCGUUGAGUGCUGUAAGCACUAAGCAACAUGUUUAA
Molecule: messenger RNA, 1113 nt
Organism: Lachnellula hyalina
Lineage: Eukaryota; Fungi; Ascomycota; Leotiomycetes; Helotiales; Lachnaceae
Exons: 6
Coding region: 1-1113 (370 amino acids)
Source: RefSeq, a predicted model, not a curated record